AUGUCGCAGUCCGACAAGCCCUUGGUACCGCAGCCACGCCGUUCAGGCUGCGGUCUCUUCUGCUGCGCCUUGCCAGUGCUCCUGCUGGCACUGUCCGCCCGGCUCGCCGGCCUUUUCCUGGACGUGGAAGAUGUGUAUGAGAAGGGCUUCGCCUUGUACAACAUCCUGACGCUCCCGCAGCAGGCCUACGAAGAGUUCCUGCAGAGCUAUGACGUGUACGACUAUGCCAGCGACAAGGAGCUGGAAGAUGCCUAUGGCGAGGAUUGGAGAAAUGUGGAAAUGCGGAAGCACAAGCACACCUACACAGUGAUCCAAUACUACUGCGCCCUGGUCUCCUGUCAGAAGAUGUAUGUGGCCCCGCUGUUCAACACCAUGAAGGGCAACGAAGAGAACCAGGUGAUUUACGAGUACCAGCUGGCGCGCUGGCUGAAGGGCGACUGGGACGACCAACCGUUUAACGGCGGCGCCCGGCGUGCCGCGGAUGCCGUGGUGCCGAAAAAGACCAAACGAGUCUUGGAGGUGGGCUGCGGUCAGGGACGGAUUCUGCAGGAGUUGGGUCGUUUCCUCGGAGCAGAUUGGGAGCUCAUGGGAAUGAAUUUGGAUGGAAACCAAUUGCGACACGCCAAAGAGAGGCCAGUGGAGGUGAGGAUGAGGGACAUGAACCACAUGCCUUACGAUUGGAUCGCCAACGCGUCGGUGGAUGGCGCUUAUAACUUGGGCGCUGUGACCUUCCAGCGCGACCUGGAGGAACAUGCGCAGGAAAUGGCCCGGAUCCUGACACCAGGAUCUCGCUUCGUGGUUGCCUGUGACUGGACGAAUUUUGAUGAUGAGAAGGGCUUGAACUUGCAGGACCCUGAGCAUCGGCGACUGUGGAGCGGCGCACGACGCUUGGGGGCGGCAGGGCGCUACUGCUACUCAGAGAAGGAGUAUGUGGCCGCCUUUGCCAAGCAUAACUUCAAACACGUACAUAGCGAAGUGUAUGGAGCACGCUACGUGCAGGCUUUGCACGACAUGGACACGGUCCGAAGAUUGGCCGCGGAGUGGAUGAAGACAGUGGCCAAAGUGGACAUCUUCGGGGCCUUGGAUCAGGCCUUGACGAUGAUGCAACGCUUCGGCACGGACACCGAGAGUGCUUUGGAGGCGCAUGAUCGCCGACUCUUCACUUACUGUGCCAGUCAUGUUUUUGAGCUGCAACGCUAG
Durusdinium trenchii is the source of this 1200-nucleotide messenger RNA. The record is from the annotation of a GenBank genome assembly. Lineage: Eukaryota; Dinophyceae; Suessiales; Symbiodiniaceae.